CUAAAAAAUACGUGAAAGUGAGGAGUAGGGGAUAAAUAUUUUAUAUUUAAAAUUAAAUUAAAUAAAAAUGGAUUUGAAAAAUAAAACUUCUACAAGAUCUCUUCUAUAAUAAUUCCAACAAGUUUAAGAUGUUUACACUGCAAUCCCUGAAGCGAAUCAAUGGAUUUAUCGCCUUGAAACAUGCCACCAAAAGUGAGGUUAUCAAAUCAGUUUCAAAACACAAAUUUAAACAAAUCUACCAAUUCAAAUGCACCGCGACGUCGGCGGAUUUCAAAUCCGAACAAAUACCAAAGGAAAAACUUGCCAACAAACUAGUGAACAGUGCCCCCAAACAUAUUCAGCCCUAUUUAAAGCUAAUGAGAUGGGACAGACCCGUCGGUUCGUGGCUACUCUUUUGGCCUAGUGGAUGGGGCAUAGCCUCGGCAACUCUUGCCGAAGGCGUUCCGGAUCUCUAUCUGCUCACACUUUUUGGUACCGGAGCGUUUGUGAUGCGAGGAGCUGGCUGUACGAUUAACGAUAUGUGGGAUAGAGAUAUUGAUGCCAAAGUUACGAGAACAAAAGACAGGCCUUUAGUGAAUGGUGAUAUUUCAAUGAAAAAAGCUUGGAUAUUUUUAGCUGGCCAGCUAAGUGUGGGAUUAACUAUUUUAUUACAACUUAAUUGGUAUAGUGUUAUUUUAGGUGCAAGUUCGAUGGCUUUAGUUAUAACUUAUCCUUUAAUGAAAAGAAUAACUUAUUGGCCACAAUUAAUGUUAGGUUUUACUUUUAACUGGGGGGCUUUACUAGGUUAUAGUGCCGUUAAGGGUCAUAUUGAUCCUUCAAUUUGUUUACCAUUAUAUUUCGCUGGCGUUUGCUGGACUAUUAUUUAUGACACGAUCUAUGCCCAUCAGGAUAGACUUGAUGAUUUGAGUAUAGGUAUCAAAUCGACUGCCAUUAAGUUUAAUGAAGAUACCAAAUUGUGGUUAAGUGGGUUUUCUGUUGCUAUGAUAAGUUCGCUAGCAUUUUCGGGAGUAAUGAAUUCACAAACGUGGCCAUAUUAUGCUGCUUUAGGUUUAGUUUCUAGUCAUUUAGCCCAUCAAAUAAGUACUCUUGAUAUAAAUAAUACCUCUGAUUGUGGUAAAAAGUUUAUCUCUAAUACUUGGGUGGGGUGUAUAUUGUUUUGUGGUAUUGUUUCAGGGAUUUAUUUAAGAAAUAAAAAGCUGGCUAAAAAUAAUGUAACUAUAGAAAAGCAUAGUAAUAUGCCUUUGGUUAGUUGAAUUUAAAUUAUUUGUUUUGUAAAAACAAGUUCCUUUUUUGUGAUAAAUACA
Molecule: messenger RNA, 1304 nt
Organism: Ceutorhynchus assimilis (cabbage seed weevil)
Lineage: Eukaryota; Metazoa; Arthropoda; Insecta; Coleoptera; Curculionidae
Source: the annotation of a GenBank genome assembly